Molecule: messenger RNA, 2433 nt
Organism: Lactuca sativa (garden lettuce)
Lineage: Eukaryota; Viridiplantae; Streptophyta; Magnoliopsida; Asterales; Asteraceae
Source: RefSeq, a predicted model, not a curated record
GCAUUUUUGCACAAAAACGUUUUAGGAAUCAACAAUCUCAAACACCCGUUUGGAACCCUAGUCAUUACAAUCGAACACAAAAGAUAUCUUAGUGAUCAUCGUUUACCAUGAUUGCUCUUCGUCGUUUUCGUUUUACCACCCGAGUUCCCUGCAUUAGGGCUUCGCCGCUCGGUUCUUCUUCUUAUUCAUCAGAUUCCGUUCCUGAACCUCUUCCUUCUGACCCAUUAGACUUACAUUCGUCCUCUGAUCUCAUAAGAAAACAACAUUGGAGUGCUCUCAAAAUCCUAACCAAAUCCACAAACCCCAACAGUUUUCUUCAACAACUUUAUGAUUGGGGUGCACCUUAUGACGUCGUUCUAGGAUACUUCAAGUGGUCACACCAAGAGUUCCAGGUAUCCCACUCACUUGAACAUUACUGCAGACUCUUUUACCUGCUAGCAAAUGGUAAACAGUUCGGAAGAAUUAGGGCUUUGUUGGAUAAUCAUUAUGUUAAGAUUGCAAUUAGUAAAUACUCUCCUUCUUCAAUUCUUCGUAUGCUUGAGAGGGUUUGCGAUAAUGUCUGUGCAAAUUCGAUUAUAGUUGAUUUGUUAAUAUUAGGUUAUGCGAAGAACUCAAAGACAGAUUUAUGUUUCGAGGCUUUUGAUAGAGCUGGUGAUUACGGGCUGAAGUUAUCAGUAUGGUCAUGUAAUCGAUUGAUAAAGUUAUUGAUAAAUCAAGAGAAAUUUGGACGUGUUGAGUUUGUUUACAGAGAGAUGAUUAAGAGAAGAAUUGAGCUUAAUUUAUCUACAUUUAACAUGGUAAUCAAUGGAUUAUGCAAAGUUGGGAGGCUUCACAAGGCAGGAGAUGUUCUUGAGGAUAUGCAAAGUAGAGGGAUUUUGCCUUCAGUAGUGACCUACAACACACUCAUUGAUGGCUACUGUAAAAAAGGUGGAUCUGGUAAAAUGUAUAAAGCUGAAGCCCUAAUGAAAGAAAUGAUCAAAAAGAAAAUCUCCCCCAAUGAAAUUACAUACAAUGCCCUCAUUGAUGGGUUUUGUAAAGAUGAAAAUCUCUCUACUGCAACAAACUUUUUCAAGAAAAUGGAAGUCAGUGGAUUAAAACCCGAUGUGGCUACUUAUAAUUCUUUAAUCAAUGGGCUAUGUAAUUUGGGGAAGCUUGAUGAAGCUCUUGUGUUACAUGACAAAAUGGUGGAAUCAAACGUGAAGCCGAGUAUUAUCACCUAUAAUUCUUUAAUGAAUGGGUUUUCAAAGAAGAAACUGGUAAACAAAUGUAAAGAGUUAUUCGAUGAUAUUCAUAAUCAAGGUUUAAUUCCCAAUGUAUAUACUUAUAAUACUCUAAUCAAUGCUUAUUUCCGAAGUGGGAAUUUUGAAGAAGCAGUUAAAGUAUACAAAUCAAUGGUAAAAGGCAGUGUUACUCCCAAUGUUUCAACAUAUAAUUCUUUAAUAACUGGAUAUUGUAAAGAAGGAAACAUGAAGGAAGCUAAUAAGGUUUUAGAUAACAUGAAGGAAAAAGAUUUGAAAGCUGAUAUUGUAACAUAUAAUAUAAGAAUUGGUGCACUUUGUAAACAGGGGAACACAGGGGAGGCAAUUAAGCUACUUAAUGAGAUGUCUGUAGUGGGUUUGAUUCCUAUUCAGCUGACUUAUAAUAUCUUGAUUGCUGGUUAUUGUGGGGAGGGUAAUCUUAAGAGUGCUUUAAAUAUGAUGACAAGAAUGGAGAAAGAAGGGAGGCGUUGUAAUGUUGUGACAUAUAAUGUGUUGAUUAAGGCUUUUUGUGAAAAGGGUAAAUUGGAAGAAGCUAAUGUGUUUCUCAACAAGAUGCUUGAGAAAGGUUUGGUGCCUAAUGAAAGAACUUAUGAUAUUGUUAAAGAGGAAAUGAUGGAGAGAGGAUUUGUUCCUGAUAUAGAUGGACAUCUUUAUAACAAUCUUGUUACUUCUUGAUGUUUAAAUGAGGUCUCAGGUUCAAAUCUUGGCAUCACCUUUUUUUUAUUGGGGAUAUUGUGAUUUUAUUUACUCUCCUCAUGUGGGACCCGUUGAGUGGGUCCAGAGGGGGGGGGGGGGGGGGGGGGUUGACCUUUAAAGUUUGAUGCUUUUGGUUGACAAUUUGAAAAUGAAAGAUACAAGAGCACGAAAGGUGUAAGAUUCUACAGUCUACAGAGGUAAUGAAAUGAUAAAGUUGUAUUUGUUUUGGUGGAAGGAAUUCAAUCCAUUCUUCUGUUUUUGUUGAAGGACCAAAAUACCCCCGUUAUAUCUUUUUAAAGAGAAGUUGUUUAAUGCAUAUAAGGUGAAAUGAUGCUUCUUCAGAGGGUGGCAAUUCAAAAAUAUAGUAAAAAGACAUUUAGAUAUAUUUGGAAAAUGAGCGUAUAAGGGUAACAUUGGAAAAUUUGUAGCAUAAAUCCUAUGAGUUUCUUAAUAAAUUAUGGCAAAUAACUUUUUGGAA